GAUGCAGAUCCGUGUGGUCCAGAUCUGGGGUUUCCUGAUCACAGUGCUUGGCUGGAUCUUCGUGGCCUGCACUAUGGCCAUGGAAGGCUGGAAGAUCACCUCCAUUGGGGGCAUGGGGGGCUCCUCUAUAAUCAAGGUGGCCUGGUACUGGUCCAGCCUGUGGAGAUCCUGUUUUACAGACUCAACUGCUAUCAGCAACUGUUACGACUACCCUGUGCUCUGGUCUGUGGAGGGUCACAUCCAGAUAGUGCGAGGUCUGCUGAUGGCUGCUCUUACCCUGGGCAUGCUGGGGUUUGUGCUCAGUCUGAUGGGUAUGGAAUGCACCUUCAUUGGGGGAAAAGAUCGGUCAAAGUACAAGAAGAUCUAUGCUGGGGGAUGGUGCCACAUAAUCAGCGGUUUACUGUCCGUAUGUGGGUAUGCUGUUUAUGCACAGUAUGUCUCAGUAGAGUACUUCAACCCUGACUUCGAUGGAAUGAAGUAUGACCUUGGCACUCCGCUGUUCCUCGGCUGGGUCGGCUCAGCUUUUCACAUGACCGGUGGUUUUUUCUAUUUGUGGUCCGUGUGUACACCGCUCUGUGGACGAGACGACACGGUAAUCAACAUCCGACCACGACCAGACCCCGAGCAAAACAAGUCCACCACUGCUUUGUCCACAGUUUCGGAGAUCACCUCCAAGACCAAGGUGUCCUCUGUUUCCGAGCUGUCAUCCAAGUCUGAGCGCUCAGGCGUGUCUGGCAUGUCCUCGAGAUCGGGGCGCACAUCCGAAGCCGGACGCACAGCCAAGUCAGGGCGGUCAUCGAAGACAGGGCGAAGUACCAGGUCUGCAGGCUCGAGAUCGGCAUCAGGGUCAGGGUCAGGAUUGGAGUCCAGCCGCUCGUCGAGGUCCAGCCUAUCAACGUCAACAACGGAAUCCAGAAGCAGCAGCAGCAGCCGCACAGUGUCCUCAUUGUCAGGCAGUCUGAGGAGCGAGACUACACCAUUCAUCAAAAACUCUUAUAUUUGAAUAAAUGUGACAUAUUAUGUAAAGGACAAAUGUUAAUGAAUGUGAUGAACAGGUGAUGUCAGGCUUUUCUGUUCAAUUUAUGAAUCAUUGGCUAAAGCAAUUUUAAUUGUGUGUUUUGUAUCAAUAAAAACUGAUGAAAUUGCUGUUUUCAAAAAUUUUUCUUUAAAUCGUUUUUUUUUUAAAUCUUUAAUGUUAUGAUUUUUAUCAACAAUGUGUGAAAACUAGUGCUCUCCUGAGACACAAUGUACUCAGUAUAACACAUCAAUUUUUAAUAGAACCGUCAGCCUGUGUGACCUUUUAGAGAACAAAUAAAUCUCCACUGGGCAAAUAGGUCUGGUUGACAGUAAACAGUGUCUGCUUUGCUCUUAUUCAAACCUUCACCUAAAUACACGAGCAGGAGCAGUAAGAAGGCUGGAGCUCCACAGCUUUAACCUGAAGCAAAAUCCUUGUGGCUUUUAUUUUUUCUUGAAUUACUGGCGGACUACUUCCUUUACAAGGUAGGGGGGUAUUAACGACCUCCACAUCUGCCACUAUUGGCUCUGCAUUUCCAGUUGAAUUUAAUCUUGCAGCAGACUGCUAUGUUUACAGCUGCAGUAUUGUAGAUUGUACAUUAUAUGUACAUUGAAAAAAAUAAAAAUCAAAUAAGGUGCCACAAUCUCCGAACAUUUCAGUAAUUAUUUGUGCUUAAUUAGAGAAGGCCCUUGUAUUUACCAGACCGAAGGGAUGUGGAGGAGACUGGCUCAGAUCCUAGGCCUGCUGCUCUGCAUACU
Xiphias gladius (swordfish) is the source of this 1773-nucleotide messenger RNA. It is a transcript of the gene cldn10e, whose product is annotated as claudin 10e. The record is from RefSeq and is a predicted model, not a curated record. Gene Ontology annotation, cellular component: plasma membrane; bicellular tight junction. The transcript is spliced from 5 exons. Gene Ontology annotation, molecular function: structural molecule activity. The coding region runs from base 2 to 1003 and encodes 333 amino acids. Gene Ontology annotation, biological process: cell adhesion; bicellular tight junction assembly. NCBI's taxonomy places the organism in Eukaryota, Metazoa, Chordata, Actinopteri, Istiophoriformes, Xiphiidae.